Molecule: messenger RNA, 3658 nt
Organism: Drosophila serrata
Lineage: Eukaryota; Metazoa; Arthropoda; Insecta; Diptera; Drosophilidae
Gene: Nab2
Product: Nuclear polyadenosine RNA-binding 2
Biological process (GO): regulation of mRNA stability
Cellular component (GO): cytoplasm; nucleus
Molecular function (GO): poly(A) binding; metal ion binding
Source: RefSeq, a predicted model, not a curated record
ACCUCACAUCUCUAAUUUUGGAUAUCGAAACAGCAGCUGCGAUAAUUACUUUUUGGCAGAUUUUGCCCAUUUUUCAUGUAAUAGAAAUUGAGUCUUUUUUUGCGAACCAGACGUCAAUAAAUAUACAUGACACUUAAGUGAGAAAAGGGAUAGAGACAACGCGAAAAUGGAGUGCAACCUGGGCAGCGAAAUUGGCCAGAAGAUGCGCAGCGCCGUCAAGGCGAAGCUGCUGGAGCUGGGCACCGGCGGAUCUUCCGGCUUUAUUGACGACGAACUGCCCGACUACGUGAUGGUCAUGGUGGCCAAUAAGCGCUCCAAGCAGCAGAUGAACGCUGAGCUGAAUCUGUUCCUGGGCGAUCAGACUGACUUGUUUGUAACCUGGCUGCAUGAGGUGCUGCAGAAGCUCCAGGAGGUCACUCUGCCGACAUCCAAUGUUUCCAGCAAAAAGCGAAGGUCACGCGGCCAUGGCGAAGCGAUCAAGUCGAAGGAAAAGGACAAGAAGGUGUCUAAAAAGGACAAGAAGCCGCACCGCAAGUCCAGCGACGAGAUGCAGGAGCCGCAAUCCAGCUCUGCGGGUGCUAUGCCCGUCAUCACUUCCAUCACAGAUGUCUUUGCCGAUGAACUGAUGCAGAAGGCCAAGAAAUCGCUCAACAUCGACAUCAAUGCUAAGGAUGAGAUUGUGCAGAAAAAGAAGAAGCGAAGGUCGGCGUCGAUUGAGGAGGCCAGAACCAAGGACAGCGAAGUGCCGGCCAACAUCUCUGAGAUCAGCUCAACCACUUGCGGGGUCAAUAGGCAAAAGGAUCUUGCUGAGCUGGCCGAGAUCCAGAAGAAAAUCCAGGCAGCCAAGAAGCAUUUACGCCAAAUUGGCGAAAUCGAUGACGAGAGUGAUGAGGAUGACGAGGAUCUGCUAAAUUUAAGUGCCCCCGAAGAGUCGGUAGACCAGGAGGUCGAUGAGGAGCCGCCGCAGAAAGAACCACCCCCGCGGCAGGCCAAGAGUCCGAUUAUCUUCAACAGGCGUGAGAAGAGUCCCGAAAAGCAACAAGAACCUGAGCCUGAUACCCACUCACGUCAUGAACCAGAGCAGGAAGAGGAGAAAAUGGAAGAGGAGAUGGAAGACCCGCAGUCUGCAGUUGGGAAACCAAAAGAAGACCCCUCUGAGCGACGUUCCGUGCACGAUCGGCUCGGCUCCAAGAAUCAGUUACCGCCAGAAAGACCGACACGCACUCAAAAGGAGCUAUACGUACCAGCUCAUCGUCGACGCAGUGAACCGGAGUCCAGCCGGGAACGGAGUCAGCGAGAUCGAGGAAACGACCGGGAACGACGCUCUAGCCGGGAUAACUCCAGGGACGCCAACCGUAGUCACCGCCAGCGUCGCUCGCCUAGUCCAGAGACGCCCAGUAGCAAGCAACGCAUCGGUUCCAGGGUGAUUGUGGCAGUGCAAAAACCGCCAGAACCGUCAGACGAUGAGGAUCUAGCUGAUAAGCCGUUGAAUUCGGUUAUCAAGAUUCAGCCUAGACCAAAGGUCUCCCCACGGCGGCAGGCCUGCAAGAAUCUCCUGCUGCGAGCGGUAGCCGAUGCCCAGCGUUCCACCAUCUUGGCCAAGUCUUCUAAUAAGAAGGAAAGUCAGGAGGUGGACAAAGUCAGUCCCACGGUUGCCAAGCAAAAACCGGUAGACCAAACAGAUCGUGCCAACAAUCGGAGCAGGGAUCGUGGUAAGCGAAGUGCUCCCACGAACACUGAACUCUUCCGGCGAAGCACUCGGGAGCUGUUGGUAAAUGUGACGCAACGCGAUGGCAAACGAUCACGGCGCUCCAAUGAGACUCAUGCCGAGAUCAAGGUGGUUGAGGAAGAGUAUGCCCCUAGUCUGAGCUCUAAGGAUUUCGAAACCUAUGUGCCGCAACUUCUGUCCAGUGUGGAGGACAUAGACUUGCAUAUUAGCUCGCACGAUGAUGCAAGUCCCAGCUCUGGAGCGCGGAAGACACAGUUUGUGGUGACCCUGAACGGCGAUAAGUCUGCCGGUGGGCGAAGCAGCAGCCAAGGCAGCCCUUCCUAUCGCAAACGACCGAGCAGCUCACGCAAACGUUCCUCCUCGCCUGUGUCUACACCACAAGUGUCCUCUUCCAGUGUUGAGCCAACGUCCACAACAUCGGAAAAGCGGUCACGCCGAUCGAAUCCAGAAAAAAGCUUCACACCUUCGCCCACACAGAGCAGUGCCUCGCCCCAGACAUCUCGCAGCCUUAAUCGUAGCGAGGUGGUGCGACAGCCCCAGGAAAUUAAGAAGCUCGUCAUCAAAAACGACACCGAUGAAGAUGACGACAAGCACGGUUCGCACAAGAAGCGUUCGUCCAUAAGGCGCCAGAAUACAUCAACGUCGGCGACGACCUCGGCCAACGGCCACAAGGACAAUAGAGCAAAACCUCUGGUAGAGGAACGAUCAACCACGCCCCCCCUACCGGCUAAACCAAAGCCUCGGGCAGAAAAGCGGCCGGCCAGCAAGGAGAAAACCACAAACUCCAGCGCGGAACCAGCAGCGGUAGAAAACUCCGCUAGCGUCACCACUUCCUCUACAUCUACCAAAGGCAAGCAUACGCCUAUACGCUUCACUCUAAAAAACGAGGACGAGCCGAGUUCAAAGAAAAAGCAUCGCUCCAAUAGCCCCGAACGUGAAGGGGUGCGCAAAAUACCCAUACGCAAUGCCGAGGACAGAAAGUACGACAAUCUGCCUGCAUUGAGUGCAGUAAGCGUGGACUCCGCCGUGCUGAAGGUGACCAAGCCAAAGGAGCGGUGCAAGUACCAUCCGAGCUGUACCAAGCAGUUCUGCGAGUACUAUCACCCAACGGCGCCCUGCAAGUCCUUUCCAAACUGCAAGUUCGCUGACAAGUGUAUGUACUCGCAUCCCAAGUGCAAGUACGACAUGUCCUGCAUGAGUGUUGAUUGCAACUUUGCCCACAGCGGACAAAGGGAUCUCAGCCAUGUGCAGCUUACUGCGCCGCCUCUGUCCUCGCACGUCAUACCAGUACAGAACUACAAGUCAAUAUCGGCGCCAGUAACUUCCACGACUGCCACAACAAUGUGCAAGUACUACCCCAAUUGCUCCAAAAUGGGAUGCACCUUCUAUCACCCAAAGCCCUGCCGCUUCGGCAAGAAUUGUGUGAACAAGCUGGAGUGCAUCUUCUAUCAUCCGGAGAUGCAGAGCAAAUUCAAGUGGGUGGCCUCGUUGGGCUGAGCGGAAAGCACAAACACUCACACACAAUACAUUUUAACAAUAUUUAGCCAAGUCUUACUAACCACUACACUUCAAUCCAAUCAUUAUGUUCCACAAUUAUACAACUAGGCGCGCUUGGAUUUUACCUAUUUUCGCCUGUACCCAUUUUCAUGUUCAUUUUUCAUCCAUACUCUUUCAUUAAACUAUUUAAAAACCUUUUAAAUUAGACAUUAGCUCUCUUAUACAAAUUGAAAGGUAAAACUAAUCCCAAGUUUGUUGCUUGCAUUCAAACCAUUAAAAACACGACAUGCCUACGUUGACGAAUAAAUUUAGCAAUAGUUGCUACAAAUUGAAAAAAAAAGAGAUUUAAUUGUACUAUUUAUACGUAUUAAAUAUGUUGAAAAACAACGAUAUGAUAUAGUCGAUAGAUAUGAUCGUUCCAUUGCUUUUAAA